Molecule: messenger RNA, 2094 nt
Organism: Trypanosoma grayi
Lineage: Eukaryota; Euglenozoa; Kinetoplastea; Trypanosomatida; Trypanosomatidae
Product: putative protein kinase
Exons: 1
Coding region: 1-2094 (697 amino acids)
Biological process (GO): protein phosphorylation
Molecular function (GO): protein kinase activity; ATP binding
Source: RefSeq, a predicted model, not a curated record
AUGGCAACGAGCCCCCAACCACCUUGCAUCCCGCUAAAGGAUGAUUCGGGCGGUAAGACAUAUCGUGAUCCGUAUGAUGCGAGUGACGUUACUGCCCCGCUGCCGCCACCUCCACUACCGCCAUCGCCUGGGCGUGGUAGUGUCAGUUUCCCCGCGUUGCCGCCGCUCGUGAACCGCCAGAUGUCGACGGCCGGCGGAAGCCUCCGGGAGAUGGAGGAGUCGCCCUUCUCGCGGCAGAGCAGCGCAAGUCGUGUGACGAGCAUACGGCACAUCACACCCUUCAAGGAGGAGGUCAGUGCGCGCGGCACGGGGCCGCAGAUAACAAUCAGGACGGGACCCUCCACCGCGCGCAGCAGCAGCCCGACCGUCACGUCGCCGGGCUCGGGUCGGUUGCCGGUUGGCGUUGCGUACAGCAGUCCUGUUUCUGCGGACGAGUUGUUGGGUUACUGGCACCCACGCUCGCUGCGGUUUCAGCGCGGCAAAGUCGUUGGCUCGGGCGGCUUCGGCACGGUAUAUCAAGCCAUCCUUUCCGACGGAUCGCUCGCCGCGGUGAAGGAGAUGAAGCUUGAGACCGGCGCCAAGGCAAUUGACCGGGAGGUGCGGGCACUGAGUAGUCUCCCACCAUACCAGCAUUGUGUACGCUACUUAGGUUCACGGCACAGCAGUAAUCACUACUACAUUAUCAUGGAGUAUAUCAGUGGUGGGAGCAUUCAGUCCCUCCGCGCAUCCGUUGGGCGAUUUAAUGAGGCUGUGAUGCAGCGGUAUGCCAAGAUGGUGCUGAUGGGGCUGCAGCACCUCCACAAACACGGCAUUAUUCACCGUGACAUUAAGGGAGCCAACGUUCUUCUGGACGAAAGAGGAUCUGUCAAGAUUGUCGAUUUUGGGUGCUGCAAGAUCCUGAGCCAGCCGAACAGCACACUGGGCUGCGGCGGAACACCGCUGUGGAUGGCGCCGGAGGUGUGCCGUGGGGAGCCCGCCACCGCCAAGUCGGACGUGUGGGGAGUCGGCUGCCUCUGCUUAGAGAUGACGAACGACACUGGCGUGCCGUGGGGAUUCCCUGCCAGCAUGAACGUGCAGGGCAUCGCGUACGCCAUUGCGAGCGCCAAACACGCCCCCCCAAUACCAAAGAAAUUGUCGCCGCUCGCGCAGAAUUUUAUCCGCUGCUGUCUGCAGAUCGAUGUGGAUGACCGCCUCUCAGUAGAUGAGUUGCUCGAGCAUCAGUUCUUCCUGCAGGACUUUACGGGGAUCGACUCCGCGGACGACGAUGUGAUCGUAUCUCGGGAGGAGAGUAUCGAUCUUUACUCAUCGCAUUCCAAGAUUCGCCUGGGGCGCGCAAACAAUCUUGACAAGAGUGAUAACAACAAUAACAACGUGAAGGUCAUCGUCUCGGGCACGACAUCGGCAAGCUCUUCAAGGGUUAACAACAACAGGAGAUUGCAGCUCAUCCAGCAUGAUGGCUUUCGACUUGAGGCUGCCAGCGAGGAUGAUGAUGAUGAUGAUGAUGAUGACGAAGACGACGACGAUAUCAAGGACGAGGGCAUCACGAACGGUGCCGCGAGCCAUGGAACCCUUCAGUGGAUGCAGAGCAUUGACGAAUUCCACGAGGAUGAGGUCAUCAUUGGCGACCACGGUCUGAGCACAGCUGACGUCGCAAUGCACUCUUCAAACGUAGACAGUAGUCGGCCGGUGCGGUACCAACUCACCCCACCGCUGCAAGUACAUCUGCAACGGCAAAAAGCACAGGAAGAACAACCGCAACAAGAAAAAAGCAAACCACAACAGAAAUUCGUACGCCAUUUAGACUCAGUCGUCACGACGCCUCUAGCAACGGCCGCGCUUGCCCAACCCUCACCGGUGUCGACACGGGGAUCCAUCGACAACCACAGCCACUUGGCACUAGGAACUCCGCCUCCGCGUCCACCCGUACCAGCAGUGGACCCCAUCGUGUGGGAGAGCCGCGGUGCGGACAGCGUAUGCGGCGUGGAUCAGGUGAACAAGACAGACGAGUUGCGCAGAGGCCAAGCCCCCCCCGCACGUCGCAUGCGUCAGAGCAAAGCAGAAGGGGGCAAUGUGCUGAAAUGGUUCUCCAAGUGA